CGAACAGACCACCAUCUUGGAGAAGAACAGUGAACAAACCUCUUUUGGUUCGCCAUAUUUAAUCCUCGUGUGGUGAAAGUUGUCACAGAAAUGUGUGAAUUUCUAAACAAGUUAUCGCGGUGUUAAUAUUAAUUUCAGUGCAAUCAUGGAUAGGGACAGUAAUGAUAGUGAUAGCCACAGCCCUUCGUCGUUAAAUAAGUCGGAUACGGAAAAGUCGUUCGUGGGUAAAUUUAAGUCGCACGUGUCUGGUAUUAUCAACAACACUCCGUUAUCGAAGUGGUUCAGAAAAAAUGACGAGAAACCGUCGAGAAGGCGCGAUGAGGAGCAUGAUGAAGAAUUGUACCAAAUGCAACCGCCCCUAAAGCGGGCCAAACUACCAUCCGCAAAUGAAAGUGUCACGUUUACCAAUCACUUCAGCGGAAACAGUUCAAGCACCCCACUGGGCAGUACCUCAGUCUCAAGGGGCACUUUCACAAAUUUCUCUGAACCAGUGGCUGGCCCAUCCGGUAUCAAAUCCAGAAAAUUACUGACAAGCUCCACAAUUUCGACUGCGACAAGUACAAGACACUCCUUUAGCGCCAGUCAGUUGCUUAAUGGCCACAAAGACUCUGACAGUGAGGAAUCUACAAGUGGUUAUUCAUCAGUGGCACGUAUCAGCAGCAAAGAACAGGUCUUUGAGAGCAGGGAGAGUUCAAAACAAACUUCGCCACUAGAAAGCAGCCCUAGCAAAUCCAGAAAUAUAUACAAUAAAAACAUGAACAACAUGAGUAGAUCGUUGUUCGCCGACAGUAGCCUCAGUCCAGGGAUGAACACGUCGGUGAGUUCGAGGCGGCCGUCGUUCAACGCGUCAGCGUUCGCGUCGCCCCAUUUUGUGGACAAAACGCUCUCAACCAAGCGCAUCUUAAACUCACCAUUCUACAACGGAAGGACAACGUACGGCGGAGCCUCGGCGUACGGACGACGUUUGGCACGCACCGCCAACGAGCCCAGUCGGCUCCUGGCCAAGAACACGGUGCAAAUAAAACCCGUAAACAAGGUUAACGAAAGUCACGUGGCAUUGGGUAAGACAGCACAGCGGAUACUGAACACGCUGGAGCAGUACAGUUCGCCGGUAAACGAUGCUAAAAAGAUCCCGAUGAUGAACAAAAGGCUGCGGUCUGAAGGGGGCAUUCUGACGAAGUACACGGGUGCGAAUCCCUACAUGGUGCGAGAUUCUAAGGCUUCUGCUAGGGAGUUGCAGGUGCCAACAGUGUCUGAUUUAUUGAAAAUGAAACAGGGCAAGGAGAGGUUGCAAGAAAGUACUGAAACAGUCAGGCAAUUGGCUGCUUCGUCCAAAUCAGCAUUAAAUGUGGAAAGUUACAAGAUUAGCACUAAGGAUAGUGAGAAACAACAGCACACAGGGAAAAUGAAGAACAAGAUUACAAAUGUAAGACAAAAGGCCCCACAGACAGAAGAGACAGUGGAAGAAAUCCCACUAGUUUCUGUUCCAUUACCAAUUACGACAUUACCGAAAAUUGAUUUUAAAAUGGCGCCUCCAUCGCCUCAAGUUCCUGCAAAAUCAAGUCCUAAAACUUUGGAAAAAGAGACAACAGCAAAACCGUCUGUAGCCAACUUUGGAGCGCAGAAAACUGCCUCCAAGUUGAUCUUUAGCGCACCAGAGACUGAAAGUAAAUCUCCUAAAGAGCAAUACGUAGAAUUUAAGUUCUCCAAACCGCAUGUCAUCGCGGAAAAUAUUAAGGCCCUUGUCGGCAUUAACAAUUACAAGUUCACUGAACCAAUUUCAAAAAAGAGCAAACUGGAUGCAGUCAGUCCUCAAUUUAACUUUAAGAUGCCAGAUAAUAAACCAUUCGUACCUCAGGUCAAGUCUACAAACAAUGGAGACUUCAACAUUAAACCAGCUCAACAGUUGAAAACUGGUAGUGUCAUGGAUGUCUUGGGACGCAAGGACCAAUCACCCAAACUAAAUUCAAGCACAGUCACCCAAAGUGAAUCUCUUUUGAACAAAUUCAAGAAGCCAGAAGGGUCUUGGGAGUGUUCAGCUUGUUUAAUCAGAAACCAACCUGACAAAGAAAAGUGUGUUGCAUGUGAAACACCAAAGGAAGGAGCCAAAGCUAAGACCGCUUCCACUGGUUUUGGCAGCAUGUUUAAUACGACAAACAAAUGGGAAUGUGAUGCAUGUUUGGUUAAAAACAACGAGACGGAUAAGGCGUGCGUCGCCUGCACGACUCCAAGACCCGCCCCUACCUCCACUUCCAACACGAGUCUGGCCGAUAAAUUUAAACCCACCAGUGACACGUGGGAAUGCGACUCCUGUUUGAUUAGGAACAAGAAAGACGCGACAAAAUGCAUAGCAUGUGAGACACCAAAACCAGGAGCUAAAGUUCCGCCCCCUACCACUUCAACCUUUGGUUUAUCGGGCAUGUUCAAUAAACCAAUGGGCACCUGGGAAUGCAGCUCUUGUCUAAUCCAAAACAAAAGCAGCUUGAACAAGUGUGCGGCCUGCGAGGCCAGUAAGCCUGGUGCUGCACCAGCUAUUCCAAACCAAUUUGGUGACAAAUUCAAGAAGAAGGAUACUGAAUGGGAAUGUGAGGUGUGCAUGGUGAAAAACAAUUCAUCAUUGACCAAAUGUCAGUGCUGCGAAACUCCUAAUCCGAAAUCUGUAUCAAGCGCGCCAGUUCCAGCUGCCGCACAGAGUAAACCCAUCAGUUCAUUUAAUUUUGGCAUCGAUAAGAGCGUCAGCCAACAAUUUAGUUUCGGCAUACCUCCCGCCGCCAAACCAGACACUUCAUCUUCUGGUCCCAGCUUGGCCUCCUCGGUAUUCGGCGAAGCAGCCAAAGCAGCAACGACGUCGCCUGCAGCCUUCAGUUUCGGUGUACCGGCCCCUGCAAGCAACAAAAUUAUUGAAGAACCUGCAAAAACAAGUGAAAAGCCAUCAGUUGUUGCACCUACGGCUGAAAAAGCUGCUGAACCAUCGGAGCCUCCCGCGAAGAAGCCGGAGCCGACAAGUACCACGCCAGCUUUCUCCUUUGGCACCCCUAAGAAGUCGGAUGUUCCGACAACUGAAGCAAAGUCCACCUUCGAUUUUAAGCCGGCUGCCGUUAAUGGCGAUUUAAAUAAGAGCGGAAGCAGUUUGUUUGGCGCGAAAUCAGCCGACAGUCCUAAACCAGCGACUUUCGGUAAUUUGUCAUCGACUGCACCAGCUACAUCGACGACGGGAGGCUUCAAUUUUGGUGCCUCUAAACCUGCCACAGAACCUUCAACGACUCCCGCAUCAGCUAGUCAACCAGAGGCGGCGCCUAAACCUGCAUUAUUCCAAUUCGGGUCCGGCGCCUCUGCACAACCGGCCUCAAACACCAGCUCGUUAUUCGGUGCUUCACCAAAGACAAACGGAUUCGGCACACCGUCAUCUACAUCUUUUAACAGUUCAAGCACUUCCAACUUUGGCGCCACCCCAUCGUUUGCGGCCAAUUCGAAAACAUUCGCGUCUAACUCGAAACCGUUCGCCUUCGGAGGUAGCGGCGCGACAACGGGCGACAACAAUUCGGACAGCUCGAAAACAGCUCCUCUGUUUUCAUUCGGCCAGUCAGCGCCGGCCCCGGCUGCUGCCCAACCCCCGACACCCGCUUCGGGCGGUUUCAAUUUUGGUCAGCCCGCCACUCCGGCACCGGGCACUUUCAGCUUUGGCGCUGCUGCGAAAAACGACGCGACCGCGGCGCCUGUCUUUGGCGCAUCCACGGCGGUCAAGAACGGCACGACGUUCAACUUUGGCUCUAACGCCAACAACAAUAACCAGAAGGCGGGUUUCAGUUUCGGAGCUGCCAACAACGCGCCACCGGCUGCCCCUGCCGCAGCUCCGGUUUUCGGUGGAUUCAACUUCAAUGCGGCGCCGGCCGUUCCCGCACAAGGGUCUUUCAAUUUCUCGGGAGCUGCCGCCACACCGAACACCUUUAGUUUCAAGGCAGAGGAACAGCAACCCCCCGUCAAUAUAUUCUCGGUGCCUCCACAGAACGGACCCAGAAAGAUAAAGAAGGCUCUAAGACGCGCACAGCGAUAGUUUAAUUGGACUUGUACAUAGAGAGUGAAUGGGGAGUGUGUAGGAGGCGCGGCGUGCCGAUACGAAACUGUUUGUUUGUAACAAGUUGUGUGUGAGUGCGCUAAACUUUAUAAUUUACUCUCAAUUAUUGUAUGGAUAUGAUAGAGGUAAUGUUUUUAAGGAAGUUGUACCGAUAUUAAAAGUGACAUAAAAAAACAAGGGAUUUUUUUCAGACCUAUAGAUGUUAGAUAGGCAUUAAUAUACAUUUUGGGGCGCGGGCCAUCUGUGAAGAUUUGGACUUGCCAGACAUUCGACUUUUCGAAACUCAAUGUAAUAUAAACUGUUGUUAAUAUUUUAGAAUUUAUAUAUGUAUAUAAAUAAUAUACACCAUAUCUGAAUGUCGGCCGAUUGAGUCAUAGGAAUGUUCACAGACGUGCCUCGACGCACUACGACCUGAGACAUGUCGUAUCCCGUCGUCUUACUAUUAUCUACCUACAUUGUAUACAAUAAUGUAGGCAUGUUCGCAGGUCUGAUCCAUAGAAUGUAGGAACUUGAUUCAGAUGAAUGUGUCUGAUGGUGAGGAAUUUUCAUAGAGCACUGCGUGCAUAUGGUGGAAAUUUAUUAGAAAAUGUUGUAAUAUGAAAUUUUCAAGCCAAUGAUAAUGAAAAAAUACAUAUAAUAUUUAUAUGAUGACUGCCUCGUCGGCUGCUUUUACUGUGAUAUUCUUAUGGGUCAGGCCCCAUACAUUAUAUUAAUAUUAAUACACUUAUAUGGUUAUUAAUACUAUCCACAGACAAAAAUAUAAUUGCUCAAAACACUACAGUUCAAACUUAUUUCCUAUAAUAAAUAUUAUGCGUAAGUGAUAAUUUUGAUAAUCUCGCAUAGUCAAAUAAUAAAAAAAAAUUUCUCAAUUCACGUUACUCAGUAAUUAAACCCAACGCAUUUAUAGACGAUUGAAAUAUUCCUGUUAUUAGUCAAAAGAAAAAGAACAUUUCAUUAUUGCAGUGCAAUAACUAAAUUUUCUAAGGGAAGCAGUUGUAAUGUUUUGUCUGUGGCCACCAAAUAUUGCAAAGUAGGCUCACUCCUUAGUUCCUUGAAACUCAUUAUCAUUAUAGUCCUAUUCUCUGGUUUAAUUACGUUAUGGAAAUUGUUUUGGACUUGUUGAUUACCGUUUUUCUUUGACACUGCUAUUUAUAACAUUAGAAAAGAGAAUAUGAUUAUGUGUGAAUACAUGUAAAUAUUAUUGUGUUGUGAUUGAAGUGAAAAACAAUGUCACAUGUUUUGUAACUAUGUUUUAUAUGUGGUAUUGUCGGUCAUUUUAUUUGUGUAAUAUUAAUUAAAUCAAUUUGUAAGCCAAACUUAUUAUUUUUUAUAACUAAAAAGGAGUUAGACUGCUUCCUUGUACAUAAUCUCAUCUAAUGGAUAUACUUGCUGAAAAUUUCGUUUCAUUUAAUUAAAUAUUUUAGCAGUAAUUUUUCUACAAAUUUGUUUUAAAAUAGGUAAUGGAAUUUUCAGCAUUUUUGUGCCUUUUUAUUUUUUUAUUUAUAUUGUUUUAUUUACUACAGUCGCAAACUUGGCCUACUAAAUAAUUAAAUCUCUCUUGGACAAAAUUUGUUUGUUUAUACCUGAUGAAUUGGCGUUAAUGUUGUAUAUUUAUAUUAAUUCCAUUCAGUUGAGAAAUCUGUUUUGAUUUUUAUGCCAAGUACUGUUAAACUUGUUUUGGUUAAUAAAAGUAAUUAGUUAAGACA
This is a messenger RNA of Aethina tumida (small hive beetle), 5781 nucleotides long. Its product is annotated as nuclear pore complex protein Nup153-like. Bases 146 to 4054 code for a protein of 1302 amino acids. Gene Ontology annotation, cellular component: nuclear pore. The record is from RefSeq and is a predicted model, not a curated record. Lineage: Eukaryota; Metazoa; Arthropoda; Insecta; Coleoptera; Nitidulidae. Gene Ontology annotation, molecular function: structural constituent of nuclear pore. Gene Ontology annotation, biological process: RNA export from nucleus; protein import into nucleus. The transcript has 6 exons.